Messenger RNA from Vicia villosa (hairy vetch), 534 nucleotides. RefSeq lists its product as uncharacterized. The record is from RefSeq and is a predicted model, not a curated record. The transcript is spliced from 3 exons. Lineage: Eukaryota; Viridiplantae; Streptophyta; Magnoliopsida; Fabales; Fabaceae. Bases 1 to 534 code for a protein of 177 amino acids.
AUGUUUUCCGCAGAGAUAGGUGUAUUAGAUGGAUGGAAGAUUGUGUAUAAGGCGGUGGAGAUAGGAGAUUUUAGAGGGUUUAAGAUUGAUGAAGAAGAAGAAGUUAAUAUCUUGAAAUUCGCGGACGAUACUAUCAUUAUGGCGGAUGGUUGUAGUGAUAAUUUAUGGAACAUGAAAGCUAUUCCAAGGGGUUUCAAAAUGAUGCCACGGUUGAAGAUUAACUUUCACAAAAUUAAGUUGUAUGGCAUUCAAGUGGGAGAUUGGUUUUUGGAAGCUGCAUUGACUUUUCUGUCUUUCGAUACCGAUAGAUUACCUUUCAAAAUCCUUGGUGUAAAAAUUUUCGAUAGUCCUAGAAAAGUAUCUAUGUGGAAUGACUUGAUCAAACAUUUGAAGAGUAGGUUGGCUGUUUGGAAAGGAAUGAACCUUACUAUUGUGGGUCGCGUGGUGUUGAUAAACUCGGUGUUGAACGCAAUCCACGGUGUUGGGAAGGAUCUGUGUGGUCGUGGAAGUUUACCUCUUGUCAUCAUUGAGUAG